This is a messenger RNA of Solanum tuberosum (potato), 1218 nucleotides long. Its product is annotated as protein AIG1-like. Bases 92 to 1063 code for a protein of 323 amino acids. The transcript is spliced from 6 exons. NCBI's taxonomy places the organism in Eukaryota, Viridiplantae, Streptophyta, Magnoliopsida, Solanales, Solanaceae. Gene Ontology annotation, molecular function: GTP binding. The record is from RefSeq and is a predicted model, not a curated record.
UUACUACACGUAUCUUCUUUAGUCUCUCAAUUUCUCCAAAAAAUUCAAGUGCAGUUUUUUUUUCUGAAGAGCAGCAGAAAAGUAAGAUAAGAUGGGCGGAUGUGGAACAUCAAUUGAUGGUUGGGAAUUUGAUAAAACUGAAGCUCGAACACUAGUUUUAAUUGGAUGCGCUGGAGAUGGUAAGAGUUCGACAGGAAAUAGCAUUGUUGGAAGAAAUGUAUUCAGGUCGAUGCCUCAUUCUGCUGGUGUUACAUCUACUUGUGAGCAUCAAAGAACUAAUCUGCCAAAUGACCAAAUACUACAUGUGAUUGACACGCCUGGACUGUUUGAUUUUUCAGCUGCUCCAGAAGUUGUUAGGACUGAAUUUCUUAGAUGCGUUGAUUUGGCUGAAGAUGGCAUCCAUGCUGUUCUUUUAGUUCUUUCUGUAAGAAAUCGCUUUUCAAAAGAACAACAAGCAGCUGUCCAGAGUUUUCAAGAGUUCUUCGGUGGAAAAAUCAGUGACUAUAUGAUUGUGGUAUUCACUGGUGGAGAUGAUCUUGAAGAUCAUGAUGUGACUUUGGAUGAUUACUUAGGUUCCGACUGCCCUGAGCUGUUGAAGGAAACUCUUGCUAUGUGUGAAAAUAGGGUAGUGCUUUUUGACAACAAGACUCAAAACCAAAUUAAGAGAGCUGAGCAAUUAAGAGAGCUUCUUUUCGAAGUUAACUUGGUUGUGGAAGAGAAUGAUGGAAAGCCUUAUACCAACAAUUUGUUCAAGAAAUUUAAGGCAAAUGUUGAGCAAGACAUAAAAGAAUUGAAGGACCAAAUGCAGAGAUCCCAUGAGGAGCAAUUUAGUCGUAUAACUGAAAUGGUAGAAUCGAAGCUCGAGGAGAAAAUGCAGAGGCUAGAAAAGCAACUAAAGAUGGAUCGUGCUGCUCGGGUUGCUGCUGAACAAAAGGUUAAAAAAGAUCAAAAGAAAUCAAAGCAUGAGAAUCGUAAGCUUGAGAGUUCGAUGGUUCUUGACAAAGCAUUUUCGUUUCUUUUGUGCUUAUGUGUGUUUGUGUUAAUUUAUUGGUAUUUGAAAUAGUAGUUAGCGCUUUACUCUCCAUUCAACUUUCAACAUACUUAUAGAACACCAAAAUUUUGGCCUGGAGAAUUACUUUUGUCAUUUCAAACACAAUUUGUGUUAUAAAAUUGAUUCAAUUUGAUCUUGUUCAUCUUCUACUCAACUAAGUUUGUAUG